UUCAUUAACCGAGGGUCCCUGCCGAUAACAGCUCCCCUCGCAGCUUCGUGGGGCCAGAUAAGAACAAGCGGAUGGAGUCCGGGCCCGCGGGGCUGGCGGCAGUACUCCUAGCGGAGUCAGCGGGAUGACGAUGCGGGCGCGCUCCUCCCAGGCCGCUCCCUGCGCGCGCUAAAGCCCCAUGGUCUCCUCCAAGAUGGGCCCCGGGUCGCUGUGGGUGGCCCUGCCCGUGCUGUCGCUGCUGUCCUGCUCCGGGCAGGGAAAGCCUCUGCAGAGCUGGGGACGGGCCUCUGGCGCGGGGAACAGCCGCGCCUCGCAGGGGGAGCCCCGAGUGGGGCCGCCGCAGGGCGCGCUGGAUCUGCAGGUGUUCCUGGAGAACAUGAAGAUGGAUUUCCUGCGCAGCCUCAACCUGAGCGGGGUGCCCUCCCAGGACAGGACCAGGGCGGAGCCGCCGCAGUACAUGAUCGACCUGUACAACAGGUACACCUCGGACAAGUCCUCCACCCCCGCCUCCAACAUCGUGCGCAGCUUCAGCGUGGAAGACGCAGUCUCUGUGGCCCCCAUGGACGACUUCUCUUUCCAGAAGCACAUUCUGCUAUUCAAUAUCUCCAUCCCCAGGCACGAGCAGAUCACCCGGGCCGAGCUCCGGCUCUACGUCUCCUGUCAAAAUCACGCAGACGCCGCUCACGGGCCGGAAGGGAACCUGGUCAUUUAUGACGUCCUGGACGCCUGGGACGGCGCCUCGGGGACCAAGAGCUUCCUGGUGUCCCAGGACAUCCGGGACGAGGGCUGGGAGACCCUGGAAGUGUCCGGCGCCGUGAAGCGCUGGGUCAGGGCAGACGCCACCAAGAGCCAGAACAAGUUGGAGGUGACCGUGGAGAGCCACAGGAAGAGCUGUGACAAGCUGGACAUCAGCGUCCCCCCGGGCUCCAAGAACCUACCCUUCUUCGUCGUCUUCUCCAACGAUCGCAGCAACGGGACCAAGGAGACGCGGCUGGAGCUGAGAGAGAUGAUCAGCCACGAGCAGGACAGCGUGCUCAGCAAGCUGGCCAAGAACCGCGGCGGUCAGGAGGCCGCGGCCGAGUGGGAGGCGGCAGAUGGGCGCGCGGCCGUGGGGUCCUCUUUGGCCCGGCGGAAGCGGAGCGUGGGGGCCGGCAGCCACUGCCAGAAGACCUCCCUGCGGGUGAACUUCGAGGACAUCGGCUGGGACAGCUGGAUCAUCGCGCCCAAGGAGUACGACGCCUUCGAGUGCCAAGGGGGCUGUUUCUUCCCCCUGGCCGACGACGUGACGCCCACCAAACACGCCAUCGUGCAGACCCUGGUGCAUCUCAAGUUCCCCACCAAGGUGGGCAAGGCCUGCUGUGUGCCCACCAAACUGAGCCCCAUCUCCAUCCUCUACAAGGACGACAUGGGGGUGCCCACCCUCAAGUACCACUACGAGGGGAUGAGCGUGGCUGAGUGUGGCUGCAGGUAGUACCUGCCGGUGGGGCUGGGGGAGCUGCGCGGUGGGGGGCGGGGCUCUGGGGGUGGGGACUUGGGGUGGGGCUCCAGGGGCUGAGCUCCAGGGGAAGGCGGGCCCUGAGCCCACCUGCCCACAGUGGGAGGAGGAAAGUGCGCCUGCGUCCCCUCUAACGCCCCGCCCAAAGUGCACGCCUGCCCCCCCCCCCCCCCCCCCGCUGCAGAUGAUGCGGGGUGGGGGUGGGAGGCGGAGCAUGAAUGCCCAGCAGGUUGUUGGAUUGGGAGCAGAGAGGCCGAGAGAAAAAGGAAAAUCUAGAGUGAGCAGAAAUGGGCGAGAGGCGAUGGCGGGAAGGGGCGGGGAGGGUGCCAGGGUUUAUGGGAAUUACAGGGGCGGGGGAGCACAGGGCGUGUUCCCCACAGCAGGGGAAUUGAACAGGCCCCACACCCAUCGUGUCAUGUCACCUCCCACAACCUGCCAUGGCGGACAUGAUGACCCCAAAUCCACAGACGCAGAAACCCAACCCCGGGCAGGAUUCUCACGCGGGCCCUGGGGUGCUUGGCAGGUCACUCUGUAGCCAACAAGCAGUUAGAUCCUGGGAGACAGGAGCGUGGAGGCCAGGCUGGGCUGUGUGCUGUUGGAUACACAGCAGUGUAACCAAGCCGCCUUUUACCGUGGGAGUCCAGGCUGUCCUGUGGCCACAUGCUUGUUAAUAUCACCCCUGAGUCACUGACAAACUGCCCCAGCAGCAGCUGCAGGAGAGGAGAGAGAGCGAGCAAGUGGACUGGACAGCAGCCUUGUCCUGGGUACCCUGGCUAAGCUUCUCUGCCCGCUAGUGCUGCGCCCCUAUGGUCAGCCGUCCCCCCUAUGGCCACAAGCUGUCCGCUGGGCUCACGCUCUGUGACAUUCUGUGAGGGGUGGGCACAUUUGGUAUGGCCAGCAGCUCUGCAGUUCUGCGGGCAGCACCACCUGCGCUGGUGGCUCCCGGGGCACUGGGGCAUGGACUCAGGCCUGAGAUCUGAGAGUGUUGGAAUUAAAAGUGCUCUGCUUUGGCAUCGGAAGCGUCCCUCUGUUGCCUCUUUGUACUUCCGUGAUUGAUGUCCAGCCCACCUAGGGGGAGGGCUCCUGGUACCCGAGAACCCCAGUCCUGUCUCCAGCCACCGGCUCUGCCCACACUUGCCUGCUUUCCUGGGGACCAUGUGUCUGUCUGGCUAUCAGGCUCUGGAGGUAGGGGGAGGGGGAGGGGGACAGAGGCUGCACCACCCCCAUCUGACUCGCCUCCGCCUCCCCUGUCUGAUUCAGCUGGAGGAGCCUGGAAAUGCCGGGCAGGGCCCAGGGAGGGCCACUCCCACUGGUGGACGCUCCUGUGUGUUUCAUAAAGUGGUGUGUGAAGUGUUUACAUGAAAGCCACCACCACCUGUAACACUAGGACACAAUGAACUCUCACUGUUUAGUUCCUGGGGUUGUGGAAGAUGGGAAAUCCCGGGCCAGGCAGGCGGUGGGUGGGGGUGGCUGCACUGCUCCCAGAAGGUGACUGAAGCCCCCUCCCAGUCCUGGCACUGUGUUGCUGCACCUGCAUGACCGUAUCGCUCAAAAAUAAAGUCAAAUGUCUGAGUUGCGUCUCUCCUGAGCAGGUGGCUCCCCGUGCAUCUGCUCGCCCACCCUGCCUUGUCACUGUCUGCAGGGGGCUGAAGGGGAGGGCCAGAGUAGGCGGAGUCUGUGUAGGCGUGUCCACGCAUGGCUGGUGCCUGCACAUGCAGGUGUGUGUGCAGGUGUGGGUGUGUCAGUGGAUGACAGCUGUCUGCUUCCCUGUCCCCCCCACUUUGGGGCAGGGGGGCCUCGGGUCAUCCCCACCCAAUGUCCAAGGACCCAUCCCACUCUGCCAGCAUCUUUCCCAUGAUGCCCAGCUCCAUCCCACACCUCUGGCCAGGCCACGCCCCAUUCUGCACCCUAGGCUUGCCCACUCCCAGUCUCAGCACAAGUCCCACCUUCCCUGCUGGAGGGCCCAGAGCCAGUGCCAUCCCCCAACCCCUCUGCAUACCCCCUGAGUCUGACGAGGCCUCUGGGGCUUUGGCUCAGUUGUCACAGGCCUGGUAUGGGCAGGUGCCGUUGAGUCCUCUGGGGACAAAGCUGUGAGCCCUUCGCCUUGGUCACGACCAGAAGAUGGGCAUGGACUGUGGCUCAGUACAAAGUGAUGUGAACCCAGGCAGGGGCCAAUUGCAAGGCAUUUAGGAAGGGAACCAGCAGAUGGGAGUGUGUGCUCUCUUAAAUUUCUUUUUAUGUAAAAAAGCCAGCAGGUACAGCACAGGAACAGUUAGACGAAGUGCAUUCUGGGAUACGCUUCGAGGUAGUUCAUAAAAGGACCAGAAACACACACAGCAAACAGCAGGAAGGCAGGAAUGUUAUAGUGGCAUUUUGCUUUACAAUGGUCUCUUUCUUUCAUAAAAAAAAUACACAGGAGCAAGAAUGGAAGGCGAAUAAACCAGUGCUGCGA
This is a messenger RNA of Oryctolagus cuniculus (rabbit), 3947 nucleotides long. It is a transcript of the gene GDF2, whose product is annotated as growth differentiation factor 2. NCBI's taxonomy places the organism in Eukaryota, Metazoa, Chordata, Mammalia, Lagomorpha, Leporidae. The record is from RefSeq and is a predicted model, not a curated record. Gene Ontology annotation, biological process: BMP signaling pathway. Gene Ontology annotation, cellular component: extracellular region. Gene Ontology annotation, molecular function: growth factor activity; cytokine activity.